This is a messenger RNA of Miniopterus natalensis, 1515 nucleotides long. The record is from RefSeq and is a predicted model, not a curated record. Lineage: Eukaryota; Metazoa; Chordata; Mammalia; Chiroptera; Miniopteridae.
AUGAAGAAGGGCAGCAGGAGGUUUACCUUGAGGAUCGAUGAGCAAGACGACACCUGCGUCCCACCCAUGCGCGGCCCGGGCCAGCUCCAGAAUGUGUCGGAUGGGGGAGAGUACGCCCCCUUUGUGUCUCCUCCCAUGUUAGAGGGCAACUUUAUCCAGGUCAACAAGAGAGGUGAAUCCAUUUACCUUCAUAACCGAGCCAACUGGGUGGCUGUGGCCAUCUGCUCUUCCAAGGGCAGCCUCCAGAUCCCCAACGUGAUGUUGUUAGCUCAUCUGACACCUGACGCCCAGAAGGAUAGAGAGCCCCUGUUCAGAAGUCUCCUGACAUCUUCUCCAGAGAAACUGGUGCUCACCAGGUUUCUUCCUCUGCAAUUUGUGACUCUGUCUGUGCACGAUGCUGAGAAUAUGUGCCUCAAAGUGAAGCUGGUGAGUGGUCGAGCCUACUACCUACAGCUCUGUGCCCCUGCAUACAAACAGGAAGCCUUAUUUUCUCAGUGGGUGGAGCUCAUCUCCCACUUGAAUCAGGAGAAAGCCAAAGCUUCCAAAGUGUUGGAAUUCUUGAGCCUCUCAGAAAUCACAAAUAGCACAGACAUCACAGGCUCAGGGGACAUCAUGGAUAUCACAGAUUUCACAGCUAUACAGACUUCACAUACAUUCACAUAUUCAGACCCCACGCAUGCCAUAGAGAGCACUGAUUUCUCAGAAUUAACCUUCAUCACCGAUGUCACCGACGUCACAGAUGUUCCAGAAAACGAGGUCACUGAGGCCUCAGAUAUAAACAUUUUCACAGAAGUCACAGAAGUCACAGACGUCACAGACCUCCACGAUGUCGCAAGCAGCUCAAGGUUCAGAGUGGUAUAUGAAAAUGAUGACAUACUAAGGGCCAAGCAAGAAGAAAAGGAAAAAAUGGAAAACAGUCUGAAGCCUGGGUGUCUCCAAGGUACAGAAAGUGAGAGUGAGAUCAACGAAGCCUCAAAGCACAUCGCCAUCUCAAACGUGACAGUGACUUUCGAGGGCGAAAGAUGUUUUCAUACUGUCCUGACUACAGAAGAAAAUGCACCCACUACAGUCACGGAGAUGAGCGAUACAACCUUGGAAAUAAGGACAAGCGAUUUGAAAAGCACGGCUCUCGAGUCUGUAGAAUCCAGGAGCAUGAGAACUGAUUUAAACACUUCAGGUAUGGAUCCCCAUGUCAAACCCUCCUCUCAUUUCCUCCAACUUGUGCCUCAUCUAUCUCCCCCUUUCUCAGGGGAAUGGACACGAGGAGCGGCCUCAGGGGGAGCCAGAUUUUCUUCAGGAGUGGACAGUCAUCCACGGAGAGGCGAGCCCAGGGCUGUGACCCGCUGCCACCGCGUCUCAGGGAAACGCCGCGUCGCCACACGACCUCCCCACCCGCUCAAGCCCAAAGCGAUUCCCGAAGCCGAGCGCCCCGAGCAUUUUAUUGCUGAAAAUAGUAUUCCAUCUUAUGGAGAUACCGCACUUUGUUUAUCCAUCUACCAGUUAAAGGACAUUUGA